Gymnogyps californianus (California condor) is the source of this 1328-nucleotide messenger RNA. RefSeq names its product E3 ubiquitin-protein ligase RNF4-like. Gene Ontology annotation, biological process: positive regulation of transcription by RNA polymerase II. Gene Ontology annotation, molecular function: zinc ion binding; transcription factor binding. Lineage: Eukaryota; Metazoa; Chordata; Aves; Accipitriformes; Cathartidae. The record is from RefSeq and is a predicted model, not a curated record. The transcript is spliced from 7 exons.
AUGAGCACAACUCAACGAAAGCGCCGUGGAGGAGCAGCUAAUUCUAGGCGAGCUCGGAAGCGAAACCGCUUGAUGGCUUCCACUGCAGAAAUGGCUUCAGAAGCAGAGCCAAUAGAACUUGAAGAAAGUGCCGGUGAAGAAGUAGUAGAUCUCACACGUGAACCUUCUGAUCCUGUAGUCGUUGAUCUAACUCACAAUGAUUCUGUUGUGAUUGUUGAAGAGAAUCAACGACAAAGGAGAAAUCUCAGACUCAGAGGCCAGCGACAGUUGGAUAUCUGUAUACUGAUCAGCGAUGAUGACGAUGAACCAGGAGAUAAUGAUGUGUAUGUGACAGAUAAAGCGUCUUUCUAAAGGCUAAUUUCUGAUAUAGAGUAAAACCUGAUUUUUUCCAAGCCGUCUGGUACCGUUAGCUGUCCGAUUUGCGUGGAUGGCUACUCAGAGAUUGUGCAAAGCGGACGCCUGAUUGUGUCGACCAAAUGCGGCCAUGUCUUCUGCAGUCAGUGCCUCCGUGAUUCCCUUAGGAAUGCCAACUCUUGCCCAACCUGCAGGAAGAAACUCACUCACAGACAGUAUCAUCCCAUUUAUAUAUGAGUACUUCUAUUUCUCAGGACAGACUCAACUGGAUGGUUUGGGCAAUGUCGUGUUUUCAGUGCUCUGAAGAUUUAAAGAGCAGCAGGUUGUGCACACAUCCAAAUAAAACUGAUUUUUUUGGAGAAUAACUUGUACGUAUAUAGACAGCUUUUUUAUGGUCCAAGCUGCUUCUUGUCAUGUCCCUGGUUGUAAUGUUAAGUUUAUGACUGUCUCUAAAGUAGACCAGCAGCCUAUAUCAGAAAGGAAGCAGCUAAUCCAUUUCCUUCUACUUUUUUAAUGCUUAACUAAGAGGGGUCUGAAUAUUUUGUUACUUCUUACUCUUUAAAUUAUUCCCACCGUCGCAUACAGAUACGGAGUAGUUACCUUUGAAAAUACAGAUGAGCGAUUUGCCAUUCCAUUACACUUCUGUUUUUAUCCUACAAGAAGCUCAUGACUAUAUUGCUUUCUGCUAUGCCAUCUUUGCCCAAGUAGAGUAAGUUCUGUAAUGACGGAUCGUUUUAUCAUAAAUCACUAUUAAAUUGACAGCCAAGGUCAUGCAAUAAAAUAACCUGCUGUUAACCAGCAAUCAGGUGUUUUAAGCAGAAGGCUUGAACAUGUAGAUGUCUUUAUGGCCUCCGUGAGAUCUAAAGUACGUAGACAAAUUGCAACAUGUACAAUGUGAAAAUACUUCUUUGAAUGUUUUAACUGCCAAGAAUUCCUGUGUUUGAAUCACAACACUGAAUUUAUUUUCUAACGUG